Paramuricea clavata is the source of this 408-nucleotide messenger RNA. NCBI's taxonomy places the organism in Eukaryota, Metazoa, Cnidaria, Anthozoa, Malacalcyonacea, Plexauridae. The record is from the annotation of a GenBank genome assembly.
AUGUCGCAACCAUCGCCUUACAGCAACCACAGUAAUUCAUCGCCCGAAAUUUUGAACGACUCCGAUUUGGAAGACUACAACACGAACGACUCUGAUAGUGCCUCGCUUGCGGGAAAACUGGAUUUCUCCACCGAAAGUACCGACGAUUUAAAAUACGACGAACUAGCUGAACAGAAACUUGAAAGCUGUAGCGAGAAAGAUGGUUUUGACAUCGAAUACAUUAACAUGCCCAACAAAAGUUUAAAGGGAUGUUAUCAAGUGUUCGUGAAAUUAAAGUUUACUAGGAAUAAAGAUAGAGGAAAGAAUCCAAUAGUCACUCAUGGCACGGGAGAAACUCUUGAAAUUGCAAAGCAAAGAGCGGCAGAACGCGCUCGGAAGCAUUUAGAAUUGAUGUUAUCUGUGCAGUAG